AUGUCUAAUCUUGUGGAAAAUGUUCAUGGUAUCAGAAGCCGAGCAUCACAGCUCAUUCAGCUCACUGCGAACAACAUGCCUGCGAAAAAUGUCCCCUUCGUCCUCAUCCUUGUGUUUCAUUUGAUUGGAAAUCCCUGCUCUCUCCUACAGCUGAUCCUCGUAGUGGGCGCCCUCGCGGCUGUGGCCUCCGCCGUCCCCCGUCCCGACUCUCCUCCCGUCUACGGCGCUCCUCCUCCGACCUACAAGCAGCCAGGAAUGCCCUUCGAGUUCGCCUACACCGUCAAGGACCCCUACUCGGGCAACGACUACGCCCACGCCCAGACCAGCGACGGUCACGUCACCUCCGGAUCGUACAGGGUGACUCUUCCCGACGGCCGAACCGAGAUCGUGGAAUUCACUGCCGAUCACGACAACGGCUACGUCGCCAACGUCGCCUACGAGGGGGAGGCCUCCUACCCCGCCCCUGCACCCUCCUACCGCCCUGCUCCCUCCUACCACGCCCCCGCUCCCUCCUACCCACCACCCACCACCUACCCACCUCCCCCACCCCACCCACAUCAAUAAAUCCCAUCCAUCCUCAGCGUGCAAAAAAUCUGAUGCCAAAGGAAGAACUUUCAAAGCUCAAGCUGCACCAUCAACGUUCACACACAAGUCACAGGGCAAGCCAAGGCGCUCGCCAAACAGUACGCGCUUCAUUACCCCCUCCUGGACGUCCGUUGCAAUGCUCGCUGGCCCCUUCGCUCACUCGUCCUGUUCAUGUUUUCACGGGUGAGGCAGUCGGCGUCAGUGGGUCAUUCAGUCGUUAUAUUUUAUCCUCGUAAAUAAAAGGAAAUCGAUGAAA
Penaeus chinensis is the source of this 841-nucleotide messenger RNA. RefSeq names its product cuticle protein 18.6-like. Bases 1 to 564 code for a protein of 187 amino acids. The transcript is spliced from 3 exons. The record is from RefSeq and is a predicted model, not a curated record. Gene Ontology annotation, cellular component: extracellular matrix. NCBI's taxonomy places the organism in Eukaryota, Metazoa, Arthropoda, Malacostraca, Decapoda, Penaeidae.